UGCACCAAAUAAUAUUUUUCCAAGGGCCCAAAUAUUGAUCCAUUUAUUAUUUCAUCAAAAUCAGAAAUAGGAGACUACUCUAAGAAGCAAAGAAGAGCCCUAUUGCCCUAUUUUUUCUUUCUUUUUCCCUCUUCUCUCUGUCUUAAUUUUUUUUUUGUUUUUUUUUUUUUGGGUUUUCGCUCCCUCGCAGAUAGAUAUCCAUUUUUUUAUUCCCAUCUCUUUCUUCGUUCGCUCUUCGUUUUCUGUCUUCAAAAACCAUACACGCGCCACUGUUGCUAGAUUCACACCAACGCUCUCUAUUUUCGUUUUAUUUUCUUUCUCCUCUGCCCCGGACUCCGAUUCCGGGUCGGGUUGUGCCCGUUUUAACGACAGUGAUGGGCGAUCUUCAUGCAAACGGCAUCGUUUUCGGGGAGGAUCGCCCGUGCGGGUCCUCGCCGCCGUCUCCGCCGCUUCCGAUUUCAAAUCCCGAUCCGUCAUCUGUGGCGGCGGAUGCCUGGGCGGCGGCCGAGCAAACCACCGGCGAGAUACUCCGCAGCAUACAGCCCACGCUCGCUGCUGACCGGAGGCGGAGGGAGGUUGUUGAUUACGUCCAGAGGCUUAUUCGGUACGGUGCGCGCUGCGAGGUUUUUCCAUAUGGAUCAGUUCCAUUAAAAACAUAUCUUCCAGAUGGAGAUAUUGAUUUAACUGCACUCAGUUGUCAAAACAUUGAGGAUGGCUUGGUAUCUGAUGUUCGUGCCGUUCUUCAUGGAGAGGAAAUUAAUGAAGCUGCUGAAUAUGAAGUGAAGGAUGUUCGUUUCAUUGAUGCAGAGGUUAAGCUCGUUAAAUGCAUAGUACAGGAUAUUGUUGUGGACAUCUCUUUCAAUCAGUUAGGUGGACUCAGUACAUUAUGUUUUCUUGAGAAGGUUGAUCGACUUGUUGCCAAGGAUCAUCUUUUCAAACGUAGUAUUAUCCUGAUUAAAGCUUGGUGCUAUUAUGAGAGCCGUGUACUGGGUGCUCAUCAUGGUCUGAUUUCAACAUAUGCUUUGGAAACCUUGGUUCUGUAUAUUUUCCAUCAGUUUCAUGUAUCCUUAGAUGGUCCUCUAGCAGUUCUCUACAGAUUUUUGGACUACUUCAGCAAAUUUGAUUGGGACAAUUAUUGUGUUAGUUUGAAGGGACCAGUUAGCAAAUCUUCUCUGCCUAAUAUAGUAGCUGAGGUUCCUGAAAAGGGAGGAAAUACCCUACUGACUGAAGAAUUCAUUAGAGGCUGUGUGGAAUCAUUCUCAGUACCAUCAAGGGGGCCUGAUUUAAAUUUGCGUGCAUUUCCCCAGAAACAUCUUAACAUCAUUGAUCCAUUGAAGGAAAACAACAAUCUUGGCCGGAGUGUCAAUAAAGGGAACUUUUUCCGAAUACGCAGUGCUUUUAAGUAUGGUGCCCGUAAACUUGGCUGGAUUCUUAUGUUACCAGACGAUAGAAUAGCAGAUGAGCUUAUUAGGUUCUUUGCAAACACUCUUGAAAGGCAUGGAAGCACUCAGAUGAAUGUAGACAAGUCAGUUUUUAGCUUAUCUGCAGCAUCCAAAAGGGAUGCGGGACCUGGAAAUCAACAUAAUUAUGAAAGCAGAGAGGAAAUACAAGAUGCCUCCUCUUUGGCAGGGGAGUUCCUUGAUUCCUCUGGGGAUGGAAAUGCAGUCGCAAGUUAUAAACUUAGUGAAGAUUCUAGGGAUUUUGCAACAUCUGGGGUAUUGGAUAUAUCAAGCGCUAAUGAUUUGUCAUAUUGUUCAAAUGGGCAAGUAGAAAGUAAUAUUUCAAGCAGUGAACCUGCUCUAAAUACUGUUAUUGAUGAAGGUAUGGUGAGCAAUUCUCCCAGAUCACAUACUGAUGAAAAGAAUAUGGCAUCUUAUGGUUCAGCUGUUUCAACAUAUGCUAAUAUCCUUGAAAAUAAUUUCUUUCAUGGUGAUAGAUACACCACUAGUGUUUCUGGGGUACUGAAGCUUCAAUGUUGUUGUUGGACCUUACUGGGGAUUAUGACAGUCACAUCGGAAACUUACAAUAUGGUCAGAUGUGUAAUGGUUAUACUGUCUCUCCUGUUGUGCCUAGCCCUCCUAGAUCUCCGAAGUUCCCAAAAAAUAGGAAUCCAUGGGAAACUGUUCGUCAAUGUGUACAAAUUAAUCACAGUCUUCGAUCUCAGGCAAACUCAAAUUGUGUUAUUGGGCAACAAGUUUACGUCAUUAAUCAUCCUACUCUUCCAAUGACAACUUUUGCUUCAGAAGAAAAAAGGAAAAUUCGAGGAACAGGCGCAUACUUCCCUAACAUGACUUCUCGUCCGUACAGGGAUAAUAGGCCAAUUCCAGGAAGGGGAAGGGGCCAAGCACCAGGUUCUCAUGGGCAUCUGCAGAGACACACUCGUAACAAUGGCUUGGCCCUAGCUCCACAAGAAAUGAAUUUGUCUUCGGAAGGAACCUUUGAAUAUUCUCUAGAAGGCUACUCUGCUAUUGGUAGCACCAAAACAAGAUCAUCUGAAACCUAUUUCCCUCAACCUUCUACAUUGGGGUCACAUUAUACCAACGGUUUCCUUCACUCAUCUGAGAAACCUGAAUCUGGAUCUGUGAUCCCUCAGCUUCGUGUAGCCUCAAGAACUGACAUGAGCAAUUAUCCAGACUCUGGGAUUUCUACAUCUAGGGGCACUGUGCCAAACACGGGGGUGGUGACAGAGGAGGAGCCUAAUUCAUUGUCUGUGGUUGAUUCCAAAAGGAUUGACGUGCAAGCUUAUCAUUUGAAGAAUGAAGAUGACUUUCCUCCACUUUCCAACUGAGUGCCAGUGAAGGAUGGUGAAUAUGUAAUAGCAUUAGCAGUAAUGGUGAAUACAUGGAAACUAUUAUGACUUGCCUACCUUUCAGCAAGUGCUACCAAAGGAUGGCGAUUUUGUAAGAAGUAAGAACAAUGUGCAUUCGUCUCAAAAAAGAAGAUAGCUUCCCUCGACACUGGGUCUCUUCUAGAGAUUGGAGAACAGAUAGAAAUGAGAGUACCAAAUAAGUAGAAAACUGCUGGGAGUAGCCUUAGAAACUAACGAAAUAGACUAAACUAGAUGGAGUGUUAUGUUAUCCGUGUUCCCUCUUUUCUUCAUUUGGUCCUUUGUACAAAAGGUGCAUGUAUAUUCUGGUUUCUUUUUUGCCUCUUGCAUCCGUUUUUAUUUUUCAUUAUUUAGGGAUGUAUAUAUCAGGUGAUUUCCUGAGGUUGAGUUUGUAGUUCUGUUCUGUUGUUUGUAGCUUUGAAGUGUACAACCGAAGGUUUAGAUAACUUACUGAAAUGGAUACCCAAAAUUUUCUGUCAGUUUCAGAAAGUAUAUUUAGGUAUUUUCCUUGGCAUUUGGGUGUUCGCCCAUGAUUUUAUUCAUGAGCUUGCUUGAUGAUCUCAAAAUUGAAGAAAGGCCUGAAUGGCUGAAAUGCUGUGUCAGUGAGUAGAGGCCACUGGAGAAAUCAGUGAUUCACCUAAAUCUUUAGCGGUCGUUUUUGUUUGCUUCCUGUUGAACAUGGUCGAUGCAAUAUGAUAGAUUGGGUGUUGAAUUGUGUUUUAUUAAUCAGCAGGGAUAUAUGAAAUCUGAAGUAGUGUACUGAGGAAAAGAUGACGGAGUCUCUCUUAAGAUUUAGUCUUUAUGUGAAAAGAAAACAGUGAGAGCUUAUUGAAAUCUGGAAAGAGUUUGAAGAGGAUUAAAGAAAGCCUUCAAUAGAAGCAUUACACAAGACUUCAAGUGUUUUUUUGUCUUUCGUGAAUGUAGUCUUUUUAGUAAACUACAGUGACUUUAUUCGGUUCAUUUUGUGAUUUCACUUGGUGAGAUUAGCCCAGCCCCAGAUGUUACUGUAUCUGAAUAUAGAUGCUUGAUGCGUGGCUGAUGUUUUUCCUAGCAAUAUGUCUUUAAUUUUAUAUAGAUUAAGACGAAAUAUUUCAAUUUAUAUGAUAUUUUAUAUUUAUUUUUGUUGA
This is a messenger RNA of Vigna unguiculata (cowpea), 3954 nucleotides long. RefSeq names its product PAP/OAS1 substrate-binding domain superfamily. Lineage: Eukaryota; Viridiplantae; Streptophyta; Magnoliopsida; Fabales; Fabaceae. The record is from RefSeq and is a predicted model, not a curated record.